GAAGCUCGAGCAGUUGUAAUUUGGCUGUGGACGAGUGCGGACCAAUUUCAGCUCUGACAUGAUGAUGAGGGCGGUGCUGGCGCUGGCCCUGAUGGGCGUGGCGUGGGCGGAGUUGGCUCCACCCGAGAGAUCCUACAAGAUCCUGAUGCUGUUGCCGAUAUCCUCAAAGAGUCACAGGAAUGUCUUCUUGCCGGUCGCCGAGGCUUUAGCCGAUCGAGGACACAAGAUUGUGAUGCUGGUCAACCACCCGCCUGCGUUGAAGCACCCCAACGUCGAGGAGAUCAACCAUGAACUGCCCGAUUUCAGGGAAGAAAGCAUGAACAUGUUCGAGACACGAGGGAACCCAGCUGCUGCGUUCGGAAUGUUCGAAAAGGCUCUUCCUGCCAUCGCCAGGAAGCUGUACAAGGUCCCGAAGGUUAAAGAACUCUAUGACAAAAGAAAGGAGUUUGAUCUCAUAAUCAUCAACCAUAUGUUUAAUGAGGUUGCGUACCCAUUUGCCCACGAGAUGCCCUUCAUCACCAUAGCAACGCCAGGUAUGGACUACCGCCAAAGCGCUGUCUUGGGCAACGUUUUGAAUCCUGCUUACGCUCCUAACAUAAUGAAUUCUUACCCAGUACCUAUGAGCAUGUUACACCGCAUCCUCAAUACGAUACAACACAUCAUGUUUGCCUUUUAUUGGCGCCACUGGAGUAUCGUUCCGCCCGUACAGAAAGAGAUUUCGGCUCAGUUCCCGGACCUCCCGCCACUACUGGACAUCGAACGUAACCAGAGCCUUGCCUUGAUGAACUCCCACUUCACAAUGAACGAUGUUCUGCCUCUGCUGCCGUCCCAGGUGGAGGUGGGGGCCAUGCACUGCCGUCCUGGCAAGCCCCUUCCUGAGGAUUUAGAGUCCUGGAUCAGCGGCGCAGGAUCAGAAGGCGUCGUAUACUUCAGUCUUGGCUCCGUGGCUCAAGGUCAGUCGAUGCCCAAGAAAUACCGAGACAUGUUCGUGGAGGCCUUCAAGCAGCUCAAACAGCGGGUCAUCUGGAAGUACGAGGUGGCGCUGGAGGGCGUCUCUGACAACGUGCUGAUGCGGAAGUGGCUGCCGCAGCAGGAUAUUCUCGCUCAUCCAAACGUCCGCGUCUUCAUCACCCACGGAGGACUCCUCAGCACUCAGGAGUCCUUCUACCACUCCACGCCAGUCCUCGCGGUCCCCAUCUUUGGCGAUCAGCCCAAGAAUGGCAUGAACAUACAGAACAACGGCCUCGGUCUGAUGCUGGUGUGGGAGGAGCUGACGGUCGAGCUCAUCGUCAACAGUCUUCAGGAAAUUAUCUCGAAUCCCAAAUACAAAGCCAGGGCCACAGAGGUGCAGGGUCCUCUCCGUGACCAGCCCGAAAGCCCGAAGGAUCGCGCGGUGUUCUGGACCGAGUACGUGAUCCGGCACAAGGGCGCCCCCCGGCUGCGGUCUCCGGCGGCGCAGCUGUCGUGGGUCGAGUUCCUCAUGCUGGACGUGCUGCUGGUGCUCCACGUCGCCGUGUUCGUGGUGGUGUACGUGCUCCGCCGCCUUCUGGGGGCCGUCUGCUCGCGGGUCCUUGGGUCCCAGAGCAAAGGCAAGAAAAAGAAGAGGGAGUUCCCCAGCGGCCAUUGGCUACCACCGGUCACACCUGAGGUUUUGUCCACACGGCUGACGAGCACACGGCAGACCGAGCUCUGGGGACUGCUCGAUCUGGUAACACUGUUUAAUAAGCGUAAAAUAUCCACUCACCGGCUAUUGCCCGACGAGCACUGUCCAUUCGUCUGGAUGGGGCCAAAGUUAGGCUUUGUAAGGACGGGCACAAAUAGGGAUGACAGGCGGGAAAACUACUCGAGAAUAAAUCAGGUCUUACGUAAAUGGAAGCCACUCAUGUCCAGAAUUAAGGUCAAAGGUAUCCUAGACCAGAUUCAAGCUCAGUUCAUCUCAAGGGGACACAGAGAUAGAAACAACAUGAGGACAGCGGUGCUAGCCCUGGCACUAGCGCUGACUGGCGUGGCGUGGGCGGGGUUAACUCCACCCGAGAGAUCCUACAAGAUCCUGAUGCUGUUGCCGGUAUCCUCGAAGAGUCACAGAAAUGUCUUCAUGCCGAUCGCCGAGGCUUUAGCCGAUCGAGGACACAAGAUUGUGAUGCUGGUCAACCACCCACCAGCAUCAAAGCACCCCAACGUCGAGGAAAUCAACCAUGAACUGCCCGAUUUCAGGGAAGAAAACAUGAACAUGUUCGAGACACGGGAGAACCCAGCUGGUGCGUUCGGAAUGUUCGAAAAGGCUCUUCCUGCCAUCGCCAAGAAGCUGUAUAAAGUCCCGAAGGUUAAAGAACUCUAUGACAAAAGAAAGGAGUUUGAUCUCAUAAUUAUCAACCAUAUGUUUAAUGAGGUUGCGUACCCGUUCGCCCACGAGAUGCCCUACAUCACUAUAGCAACGCCAGGUAUGGACUACCGCCAGAGCGCGGUCUUGGGCAACGUCUUGAACCCUGCGUACGUACCCCACUCGAUGAAAGCUUACCCUCUUCCUAUGACGAUGUUACGUCGAUUCCUCAAUACCGUAGCGCCCAUCAUGCUUGCCGUAUACUGGCGUCACUGGAGUAUCCUUCCGCCCGUUCAACAGGAGAUUUCGGCCCAGUUCCCGGACCUCCCGCCACUACUGGACAUCGAACGUAACCAGAGCCUUGCCUUGAUGAACUCCCACUUCACAAUGAACGAUGUUCUGCCUCUGCUGCCGUCGCAGGUGGAAGUGGGGGCCAUGCACUGCCGUCCUGGCAAGCCCCUUCCUGAGGAUUUAGAGUCCUGGAUCAGCGGCGCAGGGUCAGAGGGCGUCGUGUACUUCAGUCUCGGCUCCGUGGCUCAAGGUCAGUCGAUGCCCAAGAAAUACCGAGACAUGUUCGUGGAGGCCUUCAAGCAGCUCAAACAGCGGGUCAUCUGGAAGUACGAGGUGGCGCUGGAGGGCGUCUCUGACAACGUGCUGAUGCGGAAGUGGCUGCCGCAGCAGGAUAUUCUCGCUCAUCCAAACGUCCGCGUCUUCAUCACCCACGGAGGACUCCUCAGCACUCAGGAGUCCUUCUACCACUCCACGCCAGUCCUCGCGGUCCCCAUCUUUGGCGAUCAGCCCAAGAAUGGCAUGAACAUACAGGACAACGGCCUCGGUCUGAUGCUGGUGUGGGAGGAGCUGACGGUCGAGCUCAUCGUCAACAGUCUUCAGGAAAUUAUCUCGAAUCCCAAAUACAAAGCCAGGGCCACAGAGGUGCAGGGUCCCCUCCGCGACCAGCCCGAAAGCCCGAAGGAUCGCGCGGUGUUCUGGACCGAGUACGUGAUCCGGCACAAGGGCGCCCCCCGGCUGCGGUCUCCGGCGGCGCAGCUGUCGUGGGUCGAGUUCCUCAUGCUGGACGUGCUGCUGGUGCUCCACGUCGCCGUGUUCGUGGCGGUGUACGUGCUCCGCCGCCUUCUGGGGGCCGUCUGCUCGCGGGUCCUCGGAUCCCGGAGCACAGGCAAGAAGAAAGCGGAAUGAGGGAUUCUCUAAUGACUUUCAAAAUGUAUACUUUUUUCUCUUCAGAUUUUUAAAAUCUAAUUUGUGACUAAUAUUUUUACAUAAAUGCGUAUCUUGAUGGCAAAAAAAAAUAUUUUUUACGUACAAAGUAUCAAAUGUACUUAAUGGCUGCAACUCUAAUUCUCAUAAUAAAGAUAGUGAUACGGUG
Molecule: messenger RNA, 3704 nt
Organism: Penaeus indicus
Lineage: Eukaryota; Metazoa; Arthropoda; Malacostraca; Decapoda; Penaeidae
Exons: 18
Coding region: 59-3517 (1152 amino acids)
Molecular function (GO): UDP-glycosyltransferase activity
Source: RefSeq, a predicted model, not a curated record